Cylindrotheca closterium is the source of this 4203-nucleotide messenger RNA. The record is from the annotation of a GenBank genome assembly. Lineage: Eukaryota; Bacillariophyta; Bacillariophyceae; Bacillariales; Bacillariaceae.
AUGUUUCGAGAACGUCGAGGGGUCUCCGAUCUCGAGGAUAAUCUCGCCACCUUGACGGGGCAACAGCAAGAUGACGACAAUAUGAGUGACGACGACAACGCCGCCCCCGAAAUGCAAUCCGAAGCUGAGCUCGAAGGUGAGAAGGAGGAUCCCUUUUUGAUGGCCAUCGAUGACCUUGAAGGGCGAGUGGUAGCUGCUUUGGACGACGUUAAAAUACAUCCUGGAGUGCGAUCGAAUUCAAGUCAGACAGUCCAAGCUGAAUUGGCAACAGUGCUGCAGCCAGUGAUGGAAGUUGCAGCGCAUACAGCACCAUCAGUUGCUAGAACGUAUUACCGAGGAGUGGGAGCAGAAGGAGUUGAAGCCAGUUGCGAGGAAGUAUACCAACGUGUGAUAAGUGAUUUGGUAUUGCCAGUUUUAUUAGAAAUGGCGCAAUCCGAUACCAUUCCGGCCAAGCGGGGGGCUAGUUUGGAAUUUUUUCGUGGCCUCUGGAGAGAGUGUCACAAAUCAGGCAGUUGGCUGGAUAGCAACCAGGGAUCCAACGGUGGUCCUUAUGGAUCGGGGAUAAUCAGUAAAGUUCAUCACAAUACGCAGCAACCCAGAGCACAGUUGAAGCGCCGUCAACAAAAACGACUUGCGCGCGAGGCAGAAUUGCUGAGAUAUUGGGUCCAAGCUUCCAUCGCUUGCACGACACCGGGGGUCUUUACGUCUGACAGUGCCGAAGCAGCCAUAGGAGCCCGCGGGGUAAUUGCGGCAUCGGCCUCCAUUCGGCCUUCCCUCAAACAUAUUGCCCAAAGAAUUCGAGAUGCCGAUGAUAGAGGAGCUAAUCGCGUCUUUGGACCCGUUAUGAAGAUGGUGGAGGGAGUGUUGAAGAAACUCUUUCUCAAUACAAAUCUUUCCAAAGACGUUGGCGCAGAGGAUGAUGCACUAAGAAGUGCCUGCAUCAAAUUUUUGGAGAUUGUUUGUCUAUGUUGCUCGGCUAAACCUCAAGACUCGAGUAGUAGGAAACGACGAGACUCGCCCGACGACUUUUCGCUGGAAGAUCUCCCAGCUGGUCACCCUGUCAUUACUCGGGAAGCUUUGGAGUCUAUUGCGGAAUAUGCCUUUUCCACACUCCGUGGUCUAGCGCUUUUGGGUGGACAACGCAAGGUCGACUCUAAUCUUUUGUCAGAGAUGUUGAUGGGUGGAAACAACUCUCCCUCUGAGCAGGUGGUAUCCAUUCUGAAACCAGCAUCCCUAGCCUUUUUGGAAGUCGAAUCCACAAUUCCUCCGGGGGAUGCCGAAAAUGCACUCGAAUUCAACCUGGACCGAGCCAACAUGGAGUUUGACUUCUUGUUAUCCCAGAAAUCCUACACCCUCACCAUCAAUGCCCUGGCAACCCUCUCAAGUAACCGGCCAGUCUUUUUCAAAGAAGGAGCCACCUGCUUGGGUCGUCGCAAUGCCGAUCCACCAAAAUUUGUGGAAGACGGACCCUUAACCAAGAGUGCCAUAUUGGCCAUUCAAUCGCAGUUGCGAGCAUCAUGUUUGACACUAUUGAGAAAUGCGCUUUCGGUGCAGACUAAGAGCUCUCAAAUACUUUUGAAGACACUGAUCAAGUCCGAUAUGAAGGUCCAAGCCGAAAAGGCUGAGAAGAUGGCCCAACAGACUAUGUCGCUUAAGACCGCUGGUCGCGCUGCCCGUAAUCGUGCCAAUAUGUUUUACGAAUGGGAAACGAGUGCUGAUCAAAGAUCAUCAAAACGGCAACGAGAAACCGACGAUGCCUUGGCCAAGAUGCGAGCUGCCAAGGCGGCCCGAGGUUUGGGACAAGGGAUCCAGUUGCCCACUUCCAUGGCGGACUCGAUUGAUUUGAUCAUGGCUAAUCUCCAGCAUCUUCCUUCCAAGAAACCGGCGCGAUCGUCUAAAAAGCAGUCGUCUAAACAAAAGGCCCCCGCAACUAUGGAUUCGCUUAUAGAUGCCAUCAUUACAAAUGGAGCGUCUCUAACCCAAGAAGAGGGGCGUUGGUAUUCACGCGAUGGAGGUGAAGCCUGGGAAAGUCACAUGGAUAAUGAUACGUACUAUGAGCUCAGUGAAAAGUUGCUAUCCACCAUCACUGCGGAAGAUGGGCCCGACAAGAAGCGCUCUAAACAAGAACUCGAAAGCAUUCAUAACCAAAAGGCGCUGUUCGACACGCAAUGCAAGGUGGCUGCGUCUGAAGCAAUGGGCCGGAUCAUCGCCAAUAGUACGAGUAGUCGAUACCCCGAAUUGACUAAGUUUGCCAAUCAGGUUGCCGCAAAAUUGGCGUGGACACUGAAGGAUGUGCCAAUAUCGUCGAAUCUGCGACCCGCGCAGCAAAUGGCCAACGACACAAUCCAGAGUUCCAAAAAGCGAUUGGCUUCAAAAGAAAAGCAAGAAUCACUUGAUGAGCUUGCGUCAUCCUUCCCAUUGGUAGCAAGCUGUCUUGUCAUGGAAGCAACCAUCACUCCAGAAUCGGAGGCCCAAGAGGAUAGACCAUCCUUGGGCCGCUCCAUUCUAGAUGAAGCCUAUGCUAACUCGUGCUACGAGAAACCUGUAAAGGGCAAAGAUCCAUGGAGAAACUAUGACACUAGUCUCGAUCUAUUUGUUGGGUCCUUCUUGCACAGUGGCGAACGCACCAACGACAAGCCCACGGAUAACGACCGAAAACGAACUGCAGCACACCUGUCUGGAUCCAUUCAGCAGCAGAUUGGUGCCAUGCCUCAAGUAAAGAAAUCCACAUUCGAGCUUCUAAGCGCCAUGUGUGAUACGGAAGAUAUUGCGAAAAAGGCUGCCGAUGCGGAUCGCAAGGGUUCUCAGCAAACGAUUGCUGCAACCGCGUCGCUCCAUGCCUCGAAACAAGCUGCUGAGAAACGUGCAGUCACUGUGCUCCUGACUAUUCGAGAUUCCGCAUUUCAACGUGAUGAUGUGCAAACGCGGAGGAGUGCUGUGGAAGCAGCUGUGUGUAUUGCAUCUGGUAGCAUGAAUGCAAGCAAGAGCUGCGAAGACAAGGCGCUCAAGUUAGUAAUGAAUGUUUUGUUCCCGAAAUCAACAACGCUUGCCGACUUGGUGGUGGAAGCUGCCGUUGCAGAACUCAAGAAAGCCUCCGACUUAGCGGUCGAAACGUAUGACUCGAUUCAAGAGGAAAACGCUAAAAAUGCUGCAAAAGAAAACUAUGGAGGUCCAAAGGGGGCUUUCGCCCCCAGCAGUGAGGCCGAACGACUAGCGAUGGACAAGCUCCGGAAGCCAGUCUUCCUGUUCAUGGCACUGUGUAUUCGCCGCCCUGAAAUUAUCAAGAAACUGUUCCAAAUCAGUGCGGUCCCCAAGGCAGAUACUUUGUCGAAGACUGUCCGACAAAACAUGGCUAAAUUGGCAAGAGCCGUUGCCACCAAGCACGGUGCUGCUACACUGGCAAUGCAAGUUUCGGAUGAAACUUCACAAGAUGAAAUUCCGUUGCUACUAACUUUUUUGGAGCAUCUGACGCCAGUGGGAGAGAAGAAUAUGCCUUCACAAGAGCUCAUUGACGCCUGCUUUGAAAUUCAAGAAAAGAAAUCAAAGGAUGGCAAGAAGGAUCCACGGUUCCUCAUUCCAAUUGUUUGCAGUAUGAAACGCGACGAGCUGGUAAAGAAACUUCCAGAAUUUGUGCAAGCUGACGAUGACGUCUUUGUGGCGGCAUUAAUGAAGAUGGGAGAACGCCUAUCUCGACACCAGCUCCUGUUCCGAGAUGAACCCGAAUCGGACGAUGACGCUCUGCAGCUCAAAGGACUCACCCUUUGCGAGCAAUUGGUCUACCUUCACACGAUGGACUUCAAGGCUGCUGGCGUUCCACAGAAACGGUAUUUGGAUGCCCUUCGGUUGUGUCUCGAGAACGAAGAGGUCUUUAAUGAUGGUUUGAUCAUGUCGUCAUUGGACCACAUGAGUGGAAAAUUCUUGACCAGCGAAGAAAAACUCCCCCUUGCCUAUAUGCGAACGGUGAUCCUAGUUUGCUCCAAGCAUGAGAGUUUGCACAGUUGGAUUUGCCACACCCUGUUACCACGCUUGGUGGAAGGUAAGAUUUAUACCGAGAAGAGACUGUGGGAAGGCUGGAUGCGGUGCGCCAAAAUGCUGGAGAGUAAUGCUGGGUCUGGAGUCAGCAGUGUUGAAGCAAUCAAUCAACUUCCACAAGAACAACUUGAAAUUUAUCGUGCCCGAUACCCGCCAACAAGACUAAACUAG